AUGCCAACCAAAAUCCUGCAGUCCAUCCCCAAGGAGAACUACAUCGACACAACUCCGGGCUCCCUGCUUCGGCCGGGAGUUGAUUCGGCGGACAGCAUCCGAGGGCGCUUCGAAAAGGCCAUCAGAGCCGCCCAGGACUCCAUCUGCGAGGCCAUCUCGGCCGCAGAUGGCACCCCCUUCAGGCAAGACGCAUGGACGCGGGAGGGCGGCGGCGGCGGCAUCACGCGUGUCCUGCAAAACGGGAACGUGUGGGAGAAGGCGGGGGUCAACGUGAGUGUCGUCUACGGCAGCAUGCCCGUCGAGGCCUACCGUGCGGCUGUGGGCCACGACAUCAGCGGCAUCGAGAAGGGUUCGCGCAUACCUUUCUUCGCGGCGGGCAUCAGCUCGGUGAUGCACCCCCACAACCCCCAUGCCCCCACCAUGCACUUCAACUACCGUUACUUUGAGACGGAGGAGUGGAAUGGCAUCCCCGCCCAGUGGUGGUUUGGGGGCGGCACCGACAUCACCCCUAACUACGUCGUCCCCGAGGACAUGGCCCACUUCCACGGCACGCUCAAGGGCGUGUGCGACCGGCACGACCCCGAGUACUACCCGCGCUUCAAGAAGUGGUGCGACGAGUACUUCCUGAUCAAGCACCGCGGCGAGACGCGUGGCCUGGGCGGCAUCUUCUUCGACGACCUGAACGACCGCCCGGCGGAGGACAUCCUGGCCUUCAGCACCGACGCCAUGAACGCCGUGGUGGAGGCCUACGUGCCCAUCGUCACGGCGCACAAGGACGACGCCUUCGACCCCAAGCAGCGCGAGUGGCAGCAGGUGCGGCGGGGACGGUAUGUGGAGUUCAACCUCGUGUACGAUCGUGGCACCACCUUUGGCCUCAAGACCGGGGGACGCAUCGAGUCCAUCCUCAUGUCCCUGCCCGUCACAGCUUCCUGGCUGUACGACUACGUCCCGGCAGAGGGCUCCCCCGAGGCCGAUUUCCUGGAUGCGACCAAGAAGGCCCGGGAGUGGGUGUGA
Messenger RNA from Auxenochlorella protothecoides, 1014 nucleotides. RefSeq names its product Coproporphyrinogen-III oxidase, chloroplastic. The transcript has 5 exons. Gene Ontology annotation, molecular function: coproporphyrinogen oxidase activity. NCBI's taxonomy places the organism in Eukaryota, Viridiplantae, Chlorophyta, Trebouxiophyceae, Chlorellales, Chlorellaceae. The record is from RefSeq and is a predicted model, not a curated record. Gene Ontology annotation, cellular component: chloroplast stroma; cytoplasm. The coding region runs from base 1 to 1014 and encodes 337 amino acids.